Asparagus officinalis (garden asparagus) is the source of this 3297-nucleotide messenger RNA. RefSeq lists its product as uncharacterized. The transcript has 4 exons. Bases 1 to 3297 code for a protein of 1098 amino acids. NCBI's taxonomy places the organism in Eukaryota, Viridiplantae, Streptophyta, Magnoliopsida, Asparagales, Asparagaceae. The record is from RefSeq and is a predicted model, not a curated record.
AUGUGGGUUCAGUUUCCAAGCCUGCGAUUAAAUUUGUGGACUCCUAUUGGCAUUAGUAAGAUUGCAAGUAUUAUUGGAAAUCCUAUCACUACUGAUAAGCUCACGGCUACAAGGCAAAGGUUGAGCUAUGCUAGGGUUUUAUUGGAAGUUGAGCUGCCUCUAAAAGAAGCCCUGCCUGAUAUAAUUGAAAUUCAAGGGCCUGAUGGCAAGAUUUAUAAUCAAAAAGUGAUAUAUGAAUUUAAGCCAAGAUGGUGUUCAUGGUGUAAUGUUGUUGGACAUGAAACUGUUAACUGUAGAAGACACACUUCCAAGAAGAUUUGGGUGCCUGUUAGCAAACAAAGCAAUAAGGAUGUACAGGAGAAGUUAGUGCCAAGUCAUGAUGCACAAAAAAAUUUGCAGCAAAGGAAUGUUGAAGAUAACGUAAAUUUUGGCCAAACUAGUAGGAUGUCUGGAACUCUGGAACAGGAAGCUGGCAGUGUGUCAGGAAAACAUGCACACCAAGUACAGGAUGCAAGAAUCAGUAUUUCAGCUCCUAUGACAGAAGGUUUAUUACCUGAUAAAGUAGGGAUGCAGUUGGUGGGUGAUGCAAAUCAGACAAUGGCUGGUUUCCUCCCUCUACAGAGAAAACAUGCACAAACUUCACUUCCUGGUAAACAACUGCAGAAGGGAAAACUCACCUCAAUGCAAAAAGCUUAUCACUCUUCUCCCUCCAUUAAUUUUGAUGGCUUCACAAGUGUUACUAGAACUGCUAAAAGGGCUGUUAUGAGUGCUGAUUCAUCAAUACAAACAUCUCUAGGGUUUAACAAAACCUCUAAACAUGGGAUAGUCAAGAAGUUUAUUCAGGAAUACAAGAUUUCUCUGUUAGCCCUCUUGGAAACUAAAGUGGCUGGAUCUGACAAACUGCAGGCAAUUGGGAAUAAAAUUGCUAAAGACUGGAAGUGGUUAUCUAAUAUUAAUGCAUCAAAUAAGGUGAAAUCCAAAGAUGGGAAUCUGGCAUGUCUUAUCACAGCAGUCUAUGCUUUUAAUCAAGCUGAAGGUAGGAAGUCUCUCUGGGAGGAGCUAAUUUCAUUCAAAGGAAAUGUGAAUUGCCCCUGGUUGGUGGGUGGUGACUUCAAUGCAAUUAUUAACAGUGAUGAAAAGAUAGGAGGAAAUCAAAUGAAUGAUGCUGGAGCUGAUGAUUUUCAGAACUUCAUUAACUCUAGUCAGCUUAGAAACAUCAAAACUACAGGUUGUUUCUAUACAUGGAGCAAUAAGCAGGAUUCAGCUUCAAGAGUCUGGUCAAGGCUAGAUAGGAUUCUAAUAAAUGAUGAAUGGAUCUUUAAACACACUGCUAGUCAAGCUGAGUAUCUGAUGCCCCUUUGCUCUGAUCAUUCCCCAGGUCUGAUCACAAUUGAUGAUACAAAAUUUGUGGGGAAAAAACCUUUCAAAUUUUUCAACAUGUGGGCUAAACAUCCAAACUUCCUUGAUAUGGUGAAAUCUGUCUGGAAUAAGGAUAUCAGAGGAUAUAACAUGUACAGGUUUCACACUAAACUCAAAAACCUCAAGCCUGUCCUUAAGGAUUUGAACAAAAAGUACUUUAUGGAUAUCAGUCAACAAGUGAUUAGAGCUCAAGCUGAAUUAAAUGAAGUCCAAGUAAAGCUGUACUCUGAUUUGUUCAAUUCUGAGUUGAUAGCAAAAGAAAAGGAAUGCACCAAGAAAUAUAUCAACUUGCUGGAUUGUGAAAAUUCUUUUUACAGACAUAAGGCUAACAUCAAAUGGGCACUGAAUGCAGAUAAAGGCUCCCAUUUAUUCCAUUCAGUUAUGAAAAAUAAGAGGCACCAAAACAAAGUUCUAACUCUGUAUUCUGAGGAUGGCCUUAGACUAACUGAUAUAGAUGAUAUAACAGCAGCAAAGAGGACCUGUAUCUGGCUAUUGAAGAGUUCUUUGCAUCAGAUUAUUUCUAAAAUCAUUGCUAGCAGGCUGCAAAAAGUAAUUGGUUAUCUUAUCAAUGAAGCACAAAGUGCUUUUGUUAAGGGGAGACUGAUAUCCAGUAAUUUCCUGCUAGCACAUGAGCUCAUAAAGCAAUAUAGUAGGAAAAACAACUCCCCUAGAGCUAUUCUGAAUAUGGAUUUAAGAAAAGCUUUUGACACCAUCAGUUGGGAAUUUAUAAGAGCUAUGUUGAUGGGUUUGGGUUUUCCUAACACAAUGACUGAAUGGAUUAUGGAGUGUAUCUCUUCUUCUAAAUUCUCUCUAGCACUGAAUGGAGGGCUACAUGGUUACUUUCAAGGGGCAAGGGGGCUUAGACAAGGGGAUCCUCUAUCUCCUUACCUUUUUGUAAUUGGGAUGGAGUACUUAUCAAGGAAAUUAAGCUCUUUAAAUACAGACAAGUGUUUCAGAUUCCACCCUAAAUGCUCAAAACUGAAAAUAACACACUUGGUGUUUGCUGAUGAUUUACUGCUGUUUAGUAGAGCUGAUAUGAUUUCAGUUCUGAAAAUCACUGCUUGCUUCAAAGAAUUCAGUUUGGUUUCGGGAUUGGAAGAAAAUUUAGCCAAGUGCUCUGUCUACUUCAGUGGUGUUGAUGACAAUAUUAAAAAUCAGAUAUGUGACUUUCUGGGAUUCAAAGAGGGGGUUCUUCCAAUGAAAUACUUGGGCUUGCCUCUAAGUGCAAAAGGACUCUCAUAUGUGGACUGUUCUUCCCUCAUUGGCAAAAUUCAAGAUCAGUUUCAAUUUUGGCAGAAGAACAGAAAGUUAUCAUAUGCUGGAAAGCUGGAAAUGAUCAAAUCAGUCAUAUUGGGCAUUCAAACAUUUUGGAUGAGUAAUUAUAUUUUGCCAAUUAGAGUCUUGGAGAAGAUUGAUAGUCUUUGUUCUCAGUUUCUCUGGAACAGCAAAAUGCACUUGAUCUCCUGGAACACUAUCUGUCAAGGAAAGAAGCAAGGGGGUUUAGGAAUUUUUUCAGCAAAAGAAUGGAAUCUGGCCACAGCUGCUAAACUGUUAUGGAUGUUACACCUCAAAAAAGAUUUAUUAUGGAUAAAAUGGAUUCAUGAAAACUACUUACAAAAUCAAGAUAUCUGGACUGUUCAACCAAGAUUGAAUGACUCAUGGAUGUGGAAAAGACUUAUUAAAGUAAGGGAUAUAUUGGUUAAUAGGUUUGGAAGUGUUGAAAGGGUGAAGAUUACCAUUAAUGAGUGCUGUUCAAAUGGCAAAGUUCUUCUUUCUGCCAUGUACAGAGUUUUAAUUCAGCCUUCUCCACGGGUGAACUGGCAUGAAACAGUUUGGGAUGGACUCUUAUAUCCAAAACGGCUGAGGUCUGGAACAUGA